UUUCCUCUUCCUGCCUAGGGGCCCCCUACGCUGCACAGGUACCUCUUUCCAGCCUUGCCCGUGGAGGGGGGCCCUUGCUGGGGCAGCCCCUGCUGGGGGCCUGGCCGCCCGUGUAGACUAGGCAAGUGCCCUGCUGCUGAGGGGCGCGGGGGCGAGCGGGACGGGGCUCGUCCCUCCGCACUGACUGCACAAUGCACUCGGCUGCGCGCGUCUCAUUGGCUCUGUGACGGCCGGAAAUUAGAACCCUGGCCCGGGCCGCGGCUCCUGCUUCUCCGGCGGCGGGCAGAGGGGCUGACCCCUGUCCAGCAUGAGCGAGCCCCUGGGGCCGGGGGCCCGGGGGCCGCCCGACAGCCCCGACGAUGAAGAAGUCUUCCUUCCUGAUGCAAAUUAUACAUUGCCAUCUGUUACCUUUCUGCAAGAAUUGCCUAGUUAUCAGUCCAUUUUGAGGCGGAGAACUUCUGCUGGAGGAACACAAGAUAGACGACAAAACAAUCAUGGCUUUGCGAGACCCCCUGCUGCAGAGAAAAGAAAUCUUGUAGAAAGAACAGAAGUGGAAAAUGAGGCUGUGGUUCGAUCAAUAAGAGAGUAUGCAUUAACUAUUCCGGAGAAGAGAAGACUAAGGGACAUCCAGGAGGCUAAUGUAAAAUAUUUAUCUGGAUGGGAUCAGUGGAAGCAGACCAGGAAUAAAUCAUGGAAAAAAUUCCUAGAUGAAACCAAGGAGCUGUCAUCUUACUUGGAACUUUGGAGAAAUGACAUUCAUAACAUUGAGGGGAAGUUUGGCACUGGUAUCAAGUCCUAUUUCUCCUUCCUGCGUUUCCUGGUCCUGUUAAAUUUUAUAAUCUUUGUUCUGAUGUUCAGUUUUAUAACACUUCCAAGCAUCAUUUCUCAAUACGGAGUUCUCAACAGUAGCUAUGAUAAACUGCUUCCUCCAAAAGGCAUAGAGCCGCAAUGCACAAUUUAUACAAUUAGUGAUACUAAAGGACUCGUUUACUUCUAUACUUACAUAAUAGAUCUGCUGUCUGGCACGGGUUUCCUUGAAAUGACGAGUCUGUUUUAUGGAUAUUACAGAAUAGAUACGGUACUUUUCAAUAACAUUAGAUACAAUGUACCACUUGCAUACUUGCUGACUACACUUGUGUAUCUCUCAUUAAGUCUUCUCUGGAUAGUGAAAAGGUCCGUGGAAGGAUUUAAACAAAGCUUUGUACGUGAGGAAGAUCCAUUUCAGAGUUAUUGCAACAAAAUCUUUGCAGGCUGGGACUUCUGCAUUACAGACCUGAAUGCUUCACAGCUAAAACAUAAUAGUUUAAAAUAUGAACUAAAAAUGGACUUGGAGGAAGAAAGACUAAGGCAAAAAAAAGCUUGCAGGACAACAGAAGAAAAGCUGCGCAUCUACUGUCUAAGACUAUUUUUAAAUAUCUUUGUUCUUGCACUUUUGUCAGGAUGCUUUUACUCUAUCUAUAGAGCAACAAUCUACUCACAAGACAUUAUUUCCAGUGUCAGCAGCAAGAUGACGUUUGAGGGUAAUCUCUUCGUGCAAUACUUGCCUUCUAUGGUGAUCACCCUGGCCAACUUUAUUGCGCCUCUGUUUUUUUCAUAUCUAAUCAGAUUUGAAGAGUAUUCACCAGCCUUUGAGAUCAGGUUAACACUUAUGCGGUGUGUCUUUGUGCGGCUGGCCAACAUUGGUGUUCUCUUGUUUUCACUGCGGAAUCGAAUCCUAUGUGAUAGGAAAAAGUGUGAGGCCUGUGGAUACAAUUACGAACUCUACCCAUGCUGGGAAUCUCGAGUUGGGCAGGAGAUGUAUAAGCUGAUGAUUUUUGAUUUCAUAAUAAUUUUUGCUGUGGCAGUGUUUGUUGACUUUCCUAGAAAGUUGUUAGUUACCUAUUGCUCUUAUAAACCGAUUCAGAGGUGCGGGCUGCAGAAAUUUAAAAUUCCUGAAAAUGUACUGGAAAUGGUAUACGGGCAGACAAUCUGCUGGAUUGGAGCCUUUUAUUCACCACUUCUUCCUGCUAUAGCAACUGUAAAAUAUUUUAUUGUCUUUUACAUAAAAAAGAUAAGUUUGAUGCAUACGUGUAAACCUUCAAAGAGGUCUGUCAGAGCAUCAAGCUCUAAUUUCUUCUUCCUGGUGGUGCUGUUGAUUGGGCUUAUAUUGGCUUUUAUUCCUUUGGGACUCAGCAUGACACGCAUCCCCUCCUCUAAAGCAUGUGGGCCAUUCGUUAAUUUUAACAAUUCGUGGGAUGUUGUUCCACAUACAAUACGAGGGUUUCCAACAGCUCUGCAGAAGGUCCUUAAUGGUAUAGCUUCAGAAGCAUUUGCAGUGCCUUUCCUUAUGGUUAUCUGCCUCAUUAUGGUCUAUUUCAUUGCCUUGGCUGGAGCACAUAAACGAGUUGUUGAUCAACUCAGGGAACAAUUGGUUAUGGAGAGUCGUGACAAACAAUUCCUAAUCAGAAAGCUAGCAGAAGCUCAGAAGCAUAGUUGAAAAACCUCCAAAAGGAAAUUAUGUAUGAGAUGGGUUUUGACUUCUUGAGACUUUACAGAACCACUUGAUAUAGCAGGAACAAACAUAACAAUCUGUAGGACUUUGAAAACUGAAUCACUAACUAGGGUCCUGAUCUUUCAAACAAUUUUGUGCAUGCUUAAUUUUAAGAACACAAGUAAUCCUACAGCUUCAAUGGGAUUACUUGUGCUUAAAGUUAAGAAUAUGCACAGAUUUUUUCAGGAUUGUGGCCUUAACCUGUUUGUACCAUAUUAACUCUGCACAGAAACUCUCUGGUAGGACUAUUUAUGCUGGGAGGGUUUAAGAUUGUCAGUGUUUACAUUAAACCCCUAUUUUCAGGGGUUUUUAGAUUGCUCUAAAAAUGUGCUCUGAGCUGAAACUGUGCCCAUGAAGUGUCUUUGCCCAGAAACCAUUUGAAAUAUCAGUUUAUCUGUUUAUAAAUUAUGCUAUUGUAGUAGAGGGGUCGGGGGAGAAUAGGAAUUGCUAGUUUUACACUUUUCCAAGUAACUUCUCUUUUAAAACGGAAGUGUUGGAGGCAUCUAGGUUGCCAUGCUGAAUUAGCGCAUUGGGGGGAACAAAAAAUCUGUAUUCAUUUAAGUAGAUUUCCUCAAUAUUUUUAAUAUGUAGACUUAAUGCUUUUGUCUGUCUUGUCUAUGAUGCACUGGAAAUUUGGCCCUAAGAGUUUCAGAAGCAAAAUACAAAGAAAGGAAUUUUGAACAAACACUGGGGACAGAUCCUCAGUUGGUGUAAAUCAGUGUAGUGAAACUGAAGUAAAUGGAGCUAAGCCAAUUUACAUAAACUGGGGAUUUGGCCCUUAUUUUAUGCCUGUAAUGUACUGUUGUUCAGAACAAAAUCUGAGUAAGUUUUGAAUGUUCUGGUGCCUUUCUGACUUAACUCUCAGGUGUACAUAUUUUAAAGCAAAUAAGUAGCAACUUUGCAAUACAUUUGGAAACUUUUAUACUCUUAUAUGCCAGUACCUCUUAAAUGCACUACUUAUUUAAAAAAAAAAACAAAAAACAAAAAAAAAAUUGAACUAUAUUUUUAUGAAAGAAUAAUUUCCAAAUACUCUACCAGAUUUCAUUAUUUGAAGAAUGUGCUUCCGUUGCUUAGAGUUUUCUAUAGUGCAUUGUAUGUAUGUAUGUGUGUGUUACUUGAACUCUGUAGAGGAUAAUUUGGAACAUAUUACACAAUAGCAAUAAGUAUUUAUGCAAGCCUCUGGUGUACUGUUAAUCUUUAUGACUGUAUAUCUUGGAAUGUUUCAGUUUUAAAAAACUAACAUGCAUUAAACAACUCUGAAUCUUGUA
This is a messenger RNA of Trachemys scripta elegans, 3798 nucleotides long. RefSeq names its product transmembrane channel like 7 (gene TMC7). The record is from RefSeq and is a predicted model, not a curated record. The transcript has 16 exons. Gene Ontology annotation, molecular function: mechanosensitive monoatomic ion channel activity. Gene Ontology annotation, cellular component: plasma membrane. NCBI's taxonomy places the organism in Eukaryota, Metazoa, Chordata, Testudines, Emydidae. Bases 308 to 2476 code for a protein of 722 amino acids.